Messenger RNA from Pseudomassariella vexata, 352 nucleotides. RefSeq lists its product as uncharacterized. The coding region runs from base 109 to 333 and encodes 74 amino acids. The record is from RefSeq and is a predicted model, not a curated record. The transcript has a single exon. Lineage: Eukaryota; Fungi; Ascomycota; Sordariomycetes; Amphisphaeriales; Pseudomassariaceae.
CCGGUUUGAAAGCUUGAAGAUUGUAUACAGCUUGAGAUGAGAUAAGCUAAAGUUUCAAGGUGACGUUGGAAUGCCUGGCUACAGAAUUCCAGCUAUCAGAUAUGGUUCAUGCAGCGAGGUGAGAAGUACAAUAAUGUCACGCUAGAACGACCCCGAACAGCCUUAUGCUUCAUUAGAUUGCUAUCCCAGGAGAAGCGAUCGACAACUGUUCAGGUUAUGAAAUCUCUGUCUCGCGAUAACUCGAUAAAGCACAAUGAUCAUCCUCACUAUUCUACAGACUCGUCCUUUUUACACUGUCGCUUCCUCCCUGACUGUUGCCCAGUCGCCCGAUGAUGUCGGUGGAGAAUGUGGG